Aspergillus tanneri is the source of this 612-nucleotide messenger RNA. RefSeq lists its product as uncharacterized. The transcript is spliced from 3 exons. The record is from RefSeq and is a predicted model, not a curated record. Bases 1 to 612 code for a protein of 203 amino acids. NCBI's taxonomy places the organism in Eukaryota, Fungi, Ascomycota, Eurotiomycetes, Eurotiales, Aspergillaceae.
AUGCACUUCUCCCUGCUCGUGGGAGUCGCUGUCGGCCUGGGCGCCAUAGUCGGCGCCUCUGGCGUCCUGGAAGUGGACCUGGUUUUCCCGCGCAACGAAACCUAUGCGCCCACCGACUAUUUCCCUGUGGUCUUUGCCCUCCAGAAUGCCGAGCGCGCGCGAUACCUUAAAUCCCAGCUGAAGCUCCAGAGACACCAGGAUUGCUGCGACGAGGACGGCUUGUCCAAGAAUCCUGUCCGGGGCAAUAUAAUCCGCAACUCGACAAACCGGUCGACCUCUUUCACCAUCAAGAAUUCCGGCCUCAAGGUGGAUCUCGUUGCUGCUACAGCCAACAAAUCCUGCCCCGGCGAGGACAACGGCGUUGCUAUCAAUGUCACCGAUAAAACCAUGCUCGUUCCCUGGGGUGGUGGACUCCUCUACCCCGACGCCGACACCCGAUCCCUGUCGCGUCGAGAUCGACUCGUCCAUACGGCGAGUAUGGAAGCCUCCUUGAGAGCCCGUCUGUGCGACAAAUUCAAGACCGUGAACCCGCCCGCUGAUUGCCCAGACGAUGAGAAUGCCGCCCAGCAACUGGCGGUUUUCGGCAUAUCCUGCCUGCUCGCUGCAUUGUGA